Nicotiana tabacum (common tobacco) is the source of this 886-nucleotide messenger RNA. The record is from RefSeq and is a predicted model, not a curated record. NCBI's taxonomy places the organism in Eukaryota, Viridiplantae, Streptophyta, Magnoliopsida, Solanales, Solanaceae.
AAGACUGAUUCAUUCUCCUUUACUGCUUUAGGUAAUUAAUAUCUCAUCCCCAAAUACUCCAGGACUACGCCAGCUUCAGGGAAGAAAGCAGUUGAAGGAUCUUGUGAAGAAGGUUCAAGCAGCUCGUGAUGAAAUGCAGUGGGGUGAGGAAGGACCUCCGCCUUUACUUGUGAAAAUUGCACCAGAUUUAUCUAAACAAGAUCUUGAAGAUAUUGCAGUGGUGGCUGUUGCUCUUCGUGUGGAUGGACUGAUUAUAUCAAAUACUACAGUCCAAAGACCAGAUUCCAUAAGUCAAAACCCUGUGGCUCAAGAGACUGGUGGCUUGAGUGGGAAGCCACUCUUUGAUAUGUCAACAAAUAUACUGAAGGAGAUGUACAUUCUGACUAAGGGAAGGAUUCCUCUGAUUGGCACUGGGGGUAUUAGCAGUGGUGAGGAUGCUUACAAGAAAAUUCGAGCUGGUGCCACUCUUGUUCAGCUUUAUACAGCGUUUGCAUAUGGAGGCCCUGCACUUAUCCCCGAUAUAAAGGAUGAACUUGCUCGUUGCUUAGAAAAGGAUGGUUAUAAGUCAGUCAAUGAGGCUGUUGGAGCAGACUGCAGAUAGUAGUAGUUGAUAUACUAAACCAGUCUUUUGAGUUUGAGGAGCAGAGCACAUUUUUGCCACUUAUAAUAAAUGAUAUUUAUGGUUCCCUCCCAUUUGGCCUCAUAUCAUUUGCUUCAUAAUUUGUGAUGUCUUCCCAAAUUUUAGCUGUUUAUGGAUUUCGUGGCAGGUGCCAGUAUUUUUGAAAUGUAAUAUAGGAACAAAAUUUUGUAUGUUUGGUUGAGUUUUCUCUUGAUAUGGAAUUAAAUCCACACAAUACAAACUACAAAUGGUGAAUUCUUGCUCAUA